Drosophila rhopaloa is the source of this 3302-nucleotide messenger RNA. Its product is annotated as myotubularin-related protein 10-B. Bases 418 to 2937 code for a protein of 839 amino acids. NCBI's taxonomy places the organism in Eukaryota, Metazoa, Arthropoda, Insecta, Diptera, Drosophilidae. The transcript is spliced from 2 exons. The record is from RefSeq and is a predicted model, not a curated record.
GUUUGUCAUGCGUGCGUGUGUGUGUGCGUGCGUGUUUGUGUGUCGUAUAAAUUGUGGCGACCAGCGAAAAUAAAUAAAUAAAUGCACAUUGCGACCGACGGUGAGCCGUGCGUGCAGCCAGAUGGUGCAGUUGGAUGACCCUAAAAAGCAGAUUGACCCCGCGCACAACGCCAACCAACAGGCAAACAACAACAACAACAAUAGGAACGACAGCAGCUACAAAAACAAGAGCAACGGCGAUCGCUGGCACACACACGCACACACAGGUAAUCCGAACGAACAGAAUAGAUCGCGCACGCACAUAGCAUAUAAAUAUAACGGUAGCGCCCAGACAGGAAGUAGCGAAUAAUUGAAUAUUCCAGCGACGUACAGCAGCGGUCACGAGGGGAGUCACUGCUCUGGUGGUGGAUCGGAAUAAUGGCCACGGGCGGCGCCGGCGGCGGCGGUUUGGGAGGACUGGGAGGAGCAGGUUCCGCCGGAAAUGCUGACCACCACAAGCGCAACACCUUUACCAGCUAUGUGGCACCGCUUCCCGGCGAUAUGCGCGCCACAGCGGACACGAAUGAAUGGUGCCUGCCCAGCGAUUUGCGGGACGUCCACCUGGCCAAGCCCCGCCUGCUGCAGGGCGAGCAAAUUGUCGCCUCGGCCCCGGCCUACAUGUACUCGUCCAUCGAUCCCAUGGACAGUGGCAGUGGGAGCUCCUCUUCUCCAGCGGAUGGCAAAUCGCACAAGGAGGCCACCUUUGGCCUGCUGAGCGUCACCAAUUUCAAGCUGGCCUUUGUACCGCUGCACGCCAAGCGUAAUCCUGCCGCACCGCUGGGCGAUCUCUACCAGGAGAACGCCUACUUGGGCCGCAACGAGAUCACGCUGAACAACAUCGAUCAUAUCUACACCAUUGCAGAGCUGGGACGGGCGGCCAGUGCGCUGCAGGCGGCGCGCGGCAUGGCCAGUCACGGGAUGGCCAGUCAUGGCAGCCGGCGAAAGAAACUGGAGCCCUUCAAGCAGCAGAACAUCAGCGGCCGGAUUGCCGCCCUGCAUAUUGUGUGUAAGAACUUUCGGUUGCUAAAAUUCGCCUUCCAGCAGCAGGACUCGAAGAUGUUCGGAGCCAGUGAUCAGGGCAAGUUGAUAGCCUCGGCAUUGGUCCGCUUUGCCUAUCCCAUGCGGCAUGAUCUGAGCUUUGCCUAUGCCCACAAAGAGCAAUACUAUUCCACGCUGGGUGCCUCCGGAACCAGCAUGUAUGCGACGAAGAACGACUGGGCCAGGGAGCUGAUCCGCUGCGGCGCCACCGAGUGGCAGGUGGUGAGCAGUGCCAGUGUCCAGUUGCUGCAGAACCCGCUUCAGGCGGGCAAGUACACCGUGCCGCCGCAUUUCGUCAUACCGAAGAGCUGUGGCGUGGAUCGCUUCCUGGAUUUGUCGCGCGCCUUUUGCGAUUCACGAGCUGCCUUUUGGGUCUAUAGCUAUGGCGGUAGUGCCGCCCUGGUGAGAUUAGCUGAACUGCAGCCGGCUGCGCAGCAGGACACAAAGUCGGAGAAUGUGAUGCUGGAGCUGGUGCGCAAGUGUGAUGUGGGGCGGCAGCUCAACCUGCUGCAGCUGACGGACCGCCUGCCGAACAUCCAGGAUGUGCUUAGGGCCUACCAGAAACUGAGGCGCCUGUGCACACCGGAAACGCCGGAGAAGUUCAUGCUGCAGGAUGACAAGUACCUGGGAUUACUCGAAAAGACCAAUUGGCUGUUCUAUGUGUCGUUGUGCCUACGCUAUGCUAGUGAAGCGGCCGCCACUCUUCGCAGCGGCGUCACCUGUGUCCUCCAGGAGUCGAAUGGUCGUGACCUGUGCUGUGUGAUCAGCAGUCUGGCGCAACUACUCCUCGAUCCGCACUUCCGAACUAUUGAUGGCUUCCAGUCGCUGGUGCAGAAGGAGUGGGUGGCCUUGGAGCAUCCGUUCCAGCGGCGCCUGGGCCACGUCUAUCCCGCCCAACCUGCCGGCGGCAAUGCCGAGCUGCUGGAGAGCGAACAGAGCCCGGUGUUCCUGCUCUACCUCGACUGCGUGUGGCAGCUGCUGCAGCAGUUCACCGAUGAGUUUGAGUUCACGCAGACGUACCUGACCACGCUGUGGGACGCCUGCUUCAUGCCCAUCUUCGAUACCUUCCAGUUUGACACGCAGGCGCAGCGCUUGAAGGCAGUGCGGGACUCCCAGCUGGUACUCCGGCCCGUUUGGGAUUGGGGCGAGCAGUUCUCGGACAAGGACAAGAUGUUCUUCAGCAAUCCGCUGUACCAGCGCCAAAGGGGAGAUCUCGGCGCCCAAGCGGCGGCGGCCGCUCAUCGUAGAUCUCUGGCGGUGGGCAGUAAGGGAGCCCACGGCACUGGCCUUGGAUCCACGCCCUCCAGGAACACCAUCAAUCCGCAACUGUUCGCGACGGCUUCCUCGGUGCCGCAGGAUCGAUUCCUGCAGCCGGCUCACAGGAUCUUUGACCUGCAGGUGUGGGAUCAGUGCUACUAUCGUUGGCUGCCCGUGCUGGACAUUCGCGGCGGUGGGCAGCCGCAGGUGGAUCUCUUCCAUCGCCUGCUGCUGAGCAACAUUGCGAAGGUGCAGCGCUGCAUAGAGUUCCAGAACUUCGACGAUCUGCCGGAAGCCUUCUACGAGGCCACCGGCGAAUCGCGACCCAAUCAGCAGAGGGACGAGAAGCCGGACAAGGAGGAUGAGGCUGAGUUUGUGGAUGGCGUCGAGCGCCGUCGGAAGACGACGACGAAGGCAGCCACGCCCACAAACGGACUAAACUCGGUGAGCGGGAAUUUGCAGCUAUCGACGCUAUCGUCGUUCUUUCCCUUUGGAAACCCCAUCGCCGGCGAUGCACCACAUCAACUAUACGAUAUCCUGAGCAGCAGCAGCGAGCUCCUAAUGGAGACCUCUUCCUUCCUGGACAAGUCAUCCAUUGUCUGAUCCAUACACUCGUUCCACUUGUUUACUUUCAACGCUGAACUUUCGAAGUAUUACAAAAAGAAAACAUUUUAAAAAAACACUGAGAAAUUUGCCUUUCACAUACAUGGCAUAUCGCUAUUAACACUUUUGAUUAUUGUUAACUAAUAAGCAAGUUAUGGUAUAAGUUUUUUUUAUUUCGUUUUACUACCACUAAACUGCAACACGCUGAAUAACAAACAGAGUAACAUUGACUAAAUAAUAAUAAAUGUAACGACAAGCAAUCGAUGAGAAACGAAUUCAAACAACAAAUCAACAAAAAACGAAGCGUAAAAAAAAACACCAACUAAAUCAAUAUGUAUUAUAUUGUUUGUAACUGAAUAUAUGAA